GGUCGCCCGGAAGUGGAAAAGGUGGCGUCCAUCUCUUGCUCUCGCGUUGGUCUUGAGCUGGUUUGGCGCGGCAGGGCAGGGCGGCGGUCGUUCUCCCGCCGUGAGACGCUGCGAGCAGGGCAGGUCUUGGUUGGCUGGUUGGUGGUGGUGAUGGCGAGGGUGCUGCAAGAGCCGUGUAGCAGAGACAACGCGAGACGAGACGAGGAAGAGGAAGAAGAAGAGGAGAGAAGAAGAAGAGAGAAGAAAGAAAGCGAGAGAUGGAAGCGAAUUCGAGAGCAAGAGAUCAGCAAUUAG
Trichophyton verrucosum HKI 0517 is the source of this 294-nucleotide messenger RNA. RefSeq lists its product as uncharacterized. Lineage: Eukaryota; Fungi; Ascomycota; Eurotiomycetes; Onygenales; Arthrodermataceae. The record is from RefSeq and is a predicted model, not a curated record. The annotation marks the transcript as partial. The transcript has a single exon.